This is a messenger RNA of Quercus lobata, 1538 nucleotides long. It is a transcript of the gene BUD2, whose product is annotated as Adenosylmethionine decarboxylase family protein. Gene Ontology annotation, biological process: spermidine biosynthetic process; spermine biosynthetic process. The record is from RefSeq and is a predicted model, not a curated record. Lineage: Eukaryota; Viridiplantae; Streptophyta; Magnoliopsida; Fagales; Fagaceae. Gene Ontology annotation, molecular function: adenosylmethionine decarboxylase activity. The transcript has a single exon. Gene Ontology annotation, cellular component: cytosol. The coding region runs from base 275 to 1318 and encodes 347 amino acids.
CCCGCAUGCCCAAAAAACCAGACCAUUCCUUCCCUUCUCACUCACUUCCCAACCCCCACUCUACUCUCACACACCCACCUAUAAAUUCCAUCUACCCCCACUUCUCUCUCUCACCUGUAGUCCCAAACUCCACUAUCUCUAUCUCUAUCUCUAUCUAAUUUCUCUCUUUCUUUGCAAUACACAUCUCUUUCACUAUUUUGUUCUACACUAGUAUAACUAUACCUUCUAGCUAGCUACUAGCUCUUUCAGUUUCUAACAAUCACAACUAUCAUCAAUGGCUGUAUCUGGUUUUGAAGGCUUUGAGAAACGCCUAGAGCUUCAUUUCUUUGGUGAUGAUCCUGCAGUUAUAGACAUGGGUCUAAGGCAGCUUGAGUUUGAGUCACUAGAACAAGUCCUACAUGCAGUCCAAUGCACUGUGGUCUCGGCUGUAGGGAAUCACUACUUUGAUGCCUACGUGUUAUCUGAGUCCAGCCUCUUUGUUUACCCCACAAAGAUCAUCAUCAAGACUUGUGGGACCACUCAGCUUCUCAAAUCAAUCCGUCCAUUGCUUCACUAUGCUCAUCAUCUUGGUCUCACUCUUUGCUCUUGCCGCUACACUAGAGGUAGCUUUAUUUUCCCAAAGGCACAACCUUUCCCACACACUAGCUUCAAAGAAGAAGUUAUCUAUUUGGAAGAGACCCUUCCUUCCAAUCUUUGUUAUAGAAAAGCUUCGGUGAUGCCCUCUAAAGUCCCUUCUCAUUCUUGGCAUGUUUUCACUGCUAGUAAUACUAGUGAGGCUCACAUGGCUCUCACACACCCUCAUAUUCCUGAUGUGUUGUACACAUUAGAAAUAUGUAUGACUGAGCUUGAUCGUGUUCUAGCUCGAAAGUUCUUUAGGCGACCAAAUGAUAACAAGACUGGUGACACUGCAGGGAAGGAAAUGACUGAGAUUACUGGGAUUAAUGACAUUAACCCCGGUGCUCUUAUUUGUGACUUUGCAUUUGACCCUUGUGGGUACUCAAUGAAUGGGGUUAUUGAUGGUGAUCGUUACUCUACAAUUCAUGUUACCCCUGAGGAUGGUUAUAGUUAUGCAAGCUUUGAAUGUGUGGGGUCAAUUUACGAUGAUCAUGAUGAUGUUGCCAAUGUUUUGAAGAAGGUUGUGCAAGUGUUUAGGCCAGCAACUAUGUCUGUAUCAACCACAUGUGCCAGUCAUGAAGUUUGGACAAGGGUGGCUAGUGCACUCGAGCCACUUGGACUCAAAUGCCGGAGUUGUGCAAUGGAUGAGUUUCCGGCUGCGGGGAGCGUCGUGUUUCAAGCGUUCACGGCUCGCCGGAAGUGACCCGAAGGCGGUGGUGCUGGUGGUGGUAGAUAUGGGGGGGUCAGGGGUCAGGAAGGUUUAAUAGGAGGGAAAGAGGAGUUUAGAGAGAGAGUUUAGAGUUUAGUUGAAAACAUUUUUAGGAAUGAUGAUGAUGUGGACGAAUGUGAUUGGAUAAUGGGGAUGAUGAAUGUGGGGUUGACUUGUUGUAGAAAGAGAAAAAAAAAAGUGGGAGCAAAGAUUA